Molecule: messenger RNA, 369 nt
Organism: Geodia barretti
Lineage: Eukaryota; Metazoa; Porifera; Demospongiae; Tetractinellida; Geodiidae
Source: the annotation of a GenBank genome assembly
AUGGAGCGACUGCUGACGAGUCUUCACGACUUGCUGGACCCAGAAACCGACACCCCUCCCCCGCCCGACGCGCCCAAGCCCUUCUUCCCGCUGAGCCUAAAGUGCUCGAUCCUGCACAACGUGGCAUGCGGCCUGACCUACCUCCACGAGCGAUCGCCGCCCAUCAUCCAUCGCGACUUGUCGGCCAGAAACGUUCUCCUGAACUCGGGGAUGGUGGCCAAGAUAGCGGACCUGGGUGUGGCUCGUAUCGUGCCUCGUAUGCGAGUUGCAGCCACCAUGACAAAGGGACCUGGAGCCAUAAUUUACAUGCCUCCGGAGGCCAUGGAAAGCAAACUUGAGGAGGAAAACGAGGAAGAGAAAGACAAAUAG